Molecule: messenger RNA, 1830 nt
Organism: Sparassis crispa
Lineage: Eukaryota; Fungi; Basidiomycota; Agaricomycetes; Polyporales; Sparassidaceae
Exons: 9
Coding region: 1-1830 (609 amino acids)
Source: RefSeq, a predicted model, not a curated record
AUGCUCAGAAACUCAGUCUCUGGUGACCUUCCUGCACCUGCAUCUAGCCCAAUCGCGAAGAAGGCUUCUACCACUGGGCGAAUCCGAGACAAACUCCAGACUUUCGUUCGAUCUCGUUCUUGCUCGAAGACCGAUGUUAUCACUUCUCAGAAUCUCCCCCAAGUGACAGUGUCACCGCCAACCACCGGCAGCAAUGAUAUUUCAUGCCAGAUAUCUUCGGAACAGCUGCCGAAACAGUCGCUGUCCGCCAUUCGAUCCUUGCCUGGCACGACACUGACGCCCGAGCCGUCGAGCACGUCGGAUGGCGGUGCCGAUUUAUCUGCACGUUCGUCUACAAGCUGCAGUAAAUCCGCUAAGGGCGUAACGAGCAGUAAUCGCUCGACCACCAUGAUCCCUGACCUCGGCGCGCCGAUGCGGAUCCCCCGCGUCUUCGGUGGAACUCCUGUUUCGAAUGUUGGUGAUGGUUGGAUGAAGUACGUGCACUUUAGUGGAGGCGUAUACUAUUACCACGCCACGUACCGACUCUUGACGCCGGACGAUAUGGAGGACCCGGGGUGCCGGCGUGCGGUACUGCGGUCUCGCAACGAGAUCCUCAACACCCUGAUUGAGGAUGGCAUUUUACACUGCGUCCCCAGCAAUUCCGAGCUGCUUAUUAGCGAUGCAGAGUGCGGGGAAGAGCUUUCUUCCUUCCUAUGCCAGGGUCAGUGCAAGUUGAUUGAGUUUCCUGAACGAGGCCCAGAUGUGAUCAUCCAAGAGAAAACACCUGCGUACUGGUUCUACGUUGAGCAGUAUCCAAUGCACCUGGGUCACGUUCCACCGAUGGCGGAGGCAGACUUCCUCAUUGCUCUCACUUAUGGAGCCUAUGAGGGCAUUAUGGAAAACAAAAAUAUAAUGUUUCCUUACACCGAUGCGCAAAUUGAACAAUUGAUGACGCUCUAUCGACGUUUAAAGCGUGCUUCAAUGAGUAACCGUGCAGUUGUACCUGCAUUCAUCUGGCAUAUCGCACGAAUACUGUACAACGUUGAGUCCUUCAAGCUGCGCGGAAAAACUGAGAACAAGCCGGGCUUCAAUCUACAGCGGAAGCCGAACAUCGUGCGAUCAACGUGGCAGCUCAAGGCUGCGGACGCCGUGCUGAUGGUACUUCUGUUUGGCACGCAUCGAACCUAUCUCCGACGCUUGUGCGAAGCUAGGGUGGAAGAUUCUGCAUAUUUGCUCGACUUCAGGGAGUCAUUGAAGCAAUUUUUGGAGGAGUGGUCAGACUCCAACCUUCUCGCUACCGUGUUUGUAGGAGCAAACGUUGGCUUCCAGCAGAUCUCGGGCAUCGACGGCGUGCAGAAGACUGCAUCGUUGGCUUCUGCCAUUUUUUCAGUUCUCAGUGUGCUCAUCGGAGUACACCAUGUCUGGAGACAUCGCGGAAAAGUGAACACGGACAUCAUCGAUGCUGUGAAGUACGUCAACUAUGCCCGUGACGCGGAAACGCCGAGCAACAAGAUAGAUGACCUCGCCUUCACUGCGGCCUUCCUGGCUACUCCAAUCGCCGCGCUCCUCUGGUCGGUGCUUUGCUUUACCAUCGCAGUUGGAGCAUACUCCAUCCAGAACACUGACACCACGGCAAUGCUGCUCCUUGCCACAGUCCUGGGCAUCGUGGGAUUCGUAGGCUUAGUUACGUUGCUGUUCUUCUGGCACGUCUGGAAGAGUCCAGAGUCGGAAAGGCCACCGACUCCCCGUAACGUACCCAUCCAGGCAGGCGGCAUGCCUCAGUGGAGAACGGUGUUACUGGAAUACCUCAAAUGUUGGAGACGGAACAGUAGGAACUGCAGCAAGGAUUGA